Messenger RNA from Corapipo altera (White-ruffed manakin), 10494 nucleotides. RefSeq names its product zinc finger protein 618 (gene ZNF618). Gene Ontology annotation, molecular function: protein dimerization activity. The record is from RefSeq and is a predicted model, not a curated record. The transcript is spliced from 16 exons. Lineage: Eukaryota; Metazoa; Chordata; Aves; Passeriformes; Pipridae. The coding region runs from base 122 to 2941 and encodes 939 amino acids.
ACAACCUUUUUUUUUGAUGUCUUAGGCCGACGAGAGCAACAGCAGCGGGCAGAGGAGCUCCUCCAGCAGGGAGUGUUUGAAGAGGAGCCCACAGAGCCCGAAAGCAGAGGGCUCCGACUCGAUGACAUCUCAGUCCUCACCCAGUGAAGAGGCUGGAAUGAUGACUGAGGUGAAAGUGAAAACAGAGGUACCAGAUGACUACAUUGAAGAGGUGAUCUGGCAGGACGACACCAAAGAUUCCAAGAACAACAUCAAAGAUGGGCCGGGAGAUGUGCCCGCGGAGAUCUGCGUGGUCAUAGGUGGGGUCCGCAACCAGCAGACGCUCGAUGGAAAAGCAGUGGAACGUGGCUCUCCUGUUGGAUAUACACGAAAUCGAUAUUCAGGGACGUGGAUUUUUGACCAUGCAUUGAGAUACACAGCCGGGUCUUAUGAGUGUGGAAUAUGUGGGAAGAAAUACAAGUAUUACAACUGUUUCCAGACCCACGUGCGAGCACACAGAGACACCGAAGCUGCCUCAGGGGAAGGAGCCUCACAAGGCAGUGCCCCUCUGGCUGCGGAAAGGGAGAAGAAGCCUCUCUCCAGAGCUGUCUUUGUGCUGCCCUGGGUGGAAUCCACAGAAACAAACAAUUUUAGGUAUACAUGUGACAUUUGUGGGAAAAAAUAUAAAUACUAUAGCUGCUUCCAGGAGCACAGAGACCUGCACGCCGUGGAUGUUUUUAGUGUGGAAGGGGCCCCAGAAAACCGGGCAGACCCCUAUGACCAGGCCGUCAUCGCCGCCGACGAGGUCAAGGAGGAGGAGCCGGAGCCGUUCCAGAAGAUUGGGCCAAAAACUGGCAAUUACACCUGUGAGUUCUGUGGGAAGCAGUACAAGUACUACACUCCCUACCAGGAGCACGUGGCCCUGCAUGCUCCCAUCAAGUUCUCUCGAUCUCCACUCUUCGUGGCAGUGAAGACCCAGACGAGCCAGUCCAGCAAAAAGUCUCCGGCGUCCCUAAACCGCUGUUCCGGCCUCCUGCACCGCACCCCCUCCGGGGUCCCGCCCGCCUCCCAGUCCCAGAUGUUCCGCACUCCAAAUUCCGGAUCCCCAGGAAGCAAGGCCAUCACAGCAGAAAGUGCUUUCAGCAGAAGAGUGGAAGGCAAAGCGCAAAACAACUUUGAAGAAACAAACAGCAAUUGCCAGAACUCCAGUGCUGGUCAUUCGGGGACAGAAAAACCUAAAGAAAAGAGGUGUAAGCAGAACCCAUCAGAGCCUUACACCUGUGGAGCUUGUGGAAUCCAGUUCCAGUUUUAUAACAAUCUCCUGGAGCACAUGCAGUCCCACGCAGCUGACAAUGAGAACAACAUUGCCUCCAGCCAGCCCAGGUCACCUCUCCCUGUGGUUGAAGAGAAGUGGAAACCACAGCUCCAAAGAAAUAAUGCCAACAACACAUCCGCGAGCGGCUCCAUGGGGAACAGCGCGAUCCCGGAGAAGGAGCGGCAGAACAUCGCCGAGAGGCUGCUGCGGGUGAUGUGCACUGACCUCGGGGUGCUGAGCGUGGUGAGCGGGAAGGAGUUCAUCAAGCUGGCACAGACCCUGGUGGACAGUGGGGCUCGCUACGGUGCCUUCUCUGUCACCGAGAUCCUGGGCAAUUUCAACACACUGGCUCUGAAGCAUUUGCCUCGGAUGUACAACCAGGUGAAGGUGAAGGUCACCUGCGCCCUGGGCAGCAACGCCUGCCUGGGCAUUGGGGUCACCUGCCACUCACAGAGCGUCGGCCCCGACUCCUGCUACAUCCUGACCGCCUACCAGGUGGAGGGCAACCACAUCAAGAGUUACGUCCUGGGAAUUAAGGGUGUAGACAUUCGAGACAAUGGUGAUUUUAUCCACCACUGGGUGCAGAAUGUGCUGUCGGAGUUUGUCAUGUCGGAGAUCAGGACGGUGUAUGUCACAGACUGCAAAGUCAACUCCUCGGCGUUCUCCAAGGCGGGCAUGUGCCUGCGCUGCUCGGCCUGUGCCUUGAACUCGGUGGUACAGAGUGUGCUCAACAAGAGAACACUACAGGCUCGCAAUAUGCACGAGGUGAUCGAGCUCCUGAAUGUCUGUGAAGAUCUGGCGGGAUCCACGGGCCUCUCGAAGGAGACCUUUGGCUCCUUGGAAGAGACCUCUCCCCCGCCCUGCUGGAACUCAGUCACCGACUCCCUCCUGCUUGUCCACGAGCGCUACGAGCAGAUCUGCGAGUUCUACAGCAGGGCCAAGAAGAUGAACCUCAUCCAAAACCUGAACAAGCACCUGCUCAGCAACCUGGCAGCCAUCCUGGCUCCGGUGAAACAGGCCGUGAUCGAGCUGAGCAACGAGAGCCGGCCCACCCUGCAGCUGGUCCUGCCCACCUACGUCAAACUGGAGAAACUGUUCACUUCCAAAGCUAACGAUGCUGGCGUGGUCAGCAAACUCUGCCACCUCUUCUUGGAGGCGCUGAAGGAGAACUUCAAAGUUCACUCAGCACACAAGGUAGCCAUGAUCUUAGACCCUCAGCAGAAGCUGCGGCCCGUCCCGCCAUACCAGCAUGAAGAGAUCAUUGGCAAGGUCUGUGAGUUGAUCAAUGAGGUGAAAGAGUCCUGGGCAGAAGAAACAGAAUUUGAACCUUCAACCAAGAAGCCUCGUGCAGCAGGGGAAGCCACAGCAGCUCAGGAAGAAGAUUGGUUCGGGAAAAAUGAAGUCUAUGAUUAUUUGCAAGAACCUCUCUUCCAGGCCACCCCUGACCUGUUUCAGUACUGGUCGUGUGUUACCCAAAAGCAUACAAAACUAGCCAAGCUGGCCUUUUGGCUCUUAGCAGUGCCUGCUGUGGGUGCCAGGAGCGAAUGUGUAAAUAUGUGUGAGCAGGCUCUCUUGAUCAAAAGGAGACGGCUACUCAGUCCAGAAGACAUGAACAAACUCAUGUUUUUGAAGUCCAACAUGCUUUAAGACUGUCUGUUAAUUAAAACAAAACUUUAAAACACUGUUCCAAACAAAGAAAAAGAAUUUUAAGUUCUAAACACUGUGGACCUCAUUAUGAAUGCCCCUGGAAACCAAGUGCUUUUUUAUAUAUAUAUAAAAAUAUAAAUAUAUAUAAAAUUAAGUUUGAAAGGAAAGCUGAGCAUGGGAGAGAGACAGCCCUCUGCCAGGAACGUGCUCCUUUCCAUAGAUAGUGUGUGGACUUGACAGACUUUCUAAUGUUUUCAAGUGGGCAGACGAAUGGGAGGCUGAUGUUCUAAAGUCUUCAGGCAGCUGAGAUCUAAAGUGACUUGAAGUUUCUUUUGUUUCUCCUCCACCCCACCUUUCCUCUUGUCCCCUGGGCCAUCUUGCCAUGGAUAAUCAGACUCCAUUGAACAGACCAGUUCUGCACUGGACUUUGCUCCUUUGAAUAACUGUACACCUUGAGGGCACUUGGCUGAGGCCUUCCUGGCACCUGGUGCACGUAUCAGGGCAGCUGUGUUCUACCAACACUGGGACCUUUAGAAAUCAGGGAAGGGAGACUUGAAGGUUUUUGGGUUUUAAUUUUAUUUUUAUCCUUUUCAUGUAUGCUUUUUUCCAAAAAACCAAAAGUUACUCUUCUGCCUCCACUCCCAGUUUUGAGUUUAAUGUGGUAGCUAGUGAUUAUAAGUUUGAUUUCAAACUAAGAGAAAUGGUUUAUGGCAGAAAAUGUCUGUCAUUGUAAAGUUUCUUGGCUUUAUUUUUCUACAGCAGAACUUCUUUUCUGAAUUCCUGGUGUUAAUUAGCUUUUCUGUGAAUUUUGUGCAUCAGGCAUUCUCAGACUUGUUCUAGAGUAGCCCAUUUGCAAUUAAAUAGUAUCCUUAUGGGAACCACAGCAGUUGUUUAUACAGAAAAGCCUAGAAACCAGGAAAAGUGGUGACAGCACAGAUGGCUGUGGGCCACUAGUGAGCUUGUCAGGUCUGCCAGAGAACCGUUUUACCUGAACUUUUUUGUUUAAAAGUGUCUCAGUUACACACAAACCAACUUUCCCAAUGCCAAGGACAAACCAAGGUGUAUGAUUUUUCAGGGGAACAAAGCUCAUUAGUUUUGUCAAACUGGGGUUUGAAGGAAGCUUAGAGAAGUGCAUGGGCUCAAAGAUCCUUCUGAAUGUAAGUGCUCCUGAUUGAGUGCAAAGAAUAUCUUCCCAUUUUUAUUUGGAAUGGUUUCCUCUAGUGGCACGAAUGUCUUUUUGAUACCUACAGUGCAUUACACUACUUGUUCUGUUGCUGACUCGUUCUAGCUGGGAAGGCCAUGGGCCCUGAAACGUUCCCACGUCCUGGCUCACCCCAAAUGCAAUUGGAGAUGAUCAUAACCCAGAGCCAUCUCAGUCACUCUGCUGUCCCCCAGGGCCAGUGCUCUGUGGUGUUUCCUGCCCACAGGCACAGCUCCUGCAUCUCUGUCAGGUUUGGUGCCUCUUGGACAAUUCCCAGCCUCUGGUGCCAAACUGUUUUUCACCACUGGGACUGAUAUCCUGGAGGAGAAUGGAAGCCAAUUGUGAUUUUUUCAGUAGUCUCUCCUGCUUCCAGGAGCUGCAGUCCCAGUGCACAGGAGGGUCAGGAGGAGGGACUGGCUCAGCUGGAGCCCCUCAGCAGCACGAGGUGUUUGCUGGUGGCUGACAACGUAGGGGGGAAGAUUGGGGGGCCUCUUUGACGUGCUGCUGUUGACCAGAUGUUAAACCAAGAUCCCACCUGCCCAUCUCUGGCUGUAAGACAAGUUGCACGUUCCAAGACAUGAGAAAUAGCAACCCAAAUCUCUCAGGCUUUGUGUGCAGAUGCCCUGAGCCUCUCAGGCACUGACACCUGCACUGGCACGGGACUCAGGGACACAGUUGGGGUGCUGGAAUCUUCCCCAGCCCAGGGUCACUGAGGAUAGCUCUUGGCACCCAGCUGUCUUCCAUUGGCUUGAGUCUGGGUUGACCUCUUGGCACUGUUACUGGCAUCAGGGCAAAACCAGGUGUCUCCUGAAUGUUAAGUCUUGCCUGUGGACAUCAUACAGCCUGCCACCCCACUGCCAGCUGCACGUGAAGAGGACCUGCCAAGGCAAAGGCACUUGGGCAUCUGAUUUCCCUGGCAGUGGCUAAUGGAGGUGUUGGUUAUAGGGCCACCUUUUCUUCUUGCUGGUUUUCUUUUCUCCUCUACAACUCCUACCUGCCCAGCCACCAGCUGGGCCCGUGGUGACACAGCUCUUGGCACUUUUGUGGCAGGAGAAGCCUGUUUGAGACAAAAAUGAAGUGUCAAACAGAAGCCCUAAGUGAGAUUCGUGCCACUGACAGUGAGCUGUGUGAGCUGCUGGGCCCACAGGUACCUGACAGCAUGAAAACUUGUCUAGAGGAUGAUUCCAAAGCAGGAUUAGCUUUGGAGGCACAGAGUGUGUACCACACAGCUCAUCUGGUGGCACAAGGACCAGGAUUUGUAGUUAUUUCUCCUAAUGGCAUGUUACACCUUUUUGUGUGGUUCAUCAGAGACCCUGAGAGCUCCCAGGCUCUUUGAUGCUCAGGGGAAUGUGCAAAGUCCUUAUAUUCCUUUGGAAAGGCAGUUCCAGCCCCCAGCACUCCUUUGCAAGGGAUAGAUGGAUGACUUCAGUGGGAUUUGCCAGCUGGGGCUCAUUGUACUCUCUUAUCUGUGAGGCCUUGAGGGUGGGAAGCAGGCAAAGCAGAGUUAGCAUGGGUGUAAAGCCCUGGCAUUGAGAAUUGGGUAAAUUGCAGUCCUCUGUGCCCAGCACAUGGAGCAGGACCAUGGCUGCAUAGCCACCCUGACCUCCCAGCCAUCUCUCCUUUCCCUCCUCACACUGUGGUUUUGGCACCAGGUCUGGAGUUUUCUUGCUGUGCUGACCAAAGAGAGGGAUGGCCUGGCCCUCUCCCCCAUCCCGAUAACUGUCCUCUCCAAGGCAACUUGGGCUGUAGUUGCACUAAUGAUGGGUGUUAAGCAAACAUGCCGUGGUGUCGGGUAGAUGCCAUUCUCCCAAAGACUAAAAAUCUCAGCUGAAAAAGCAAGAUGGAACCUAAGACCUGAAUUGGAGCAAUCUCCUCCAGAACUCAGACUAAGAAGCUGUAGCUUUUCAUGACUCCUAAGCGUGGUUACUGGGUGUUCAGCUCAGAGGAGCUGCUCAUGCUGUGUCUGCUCCCAGGCUCCCUUCUGUCUGGUACUCUAGACUUAAUUAAAAGCAGAGAAAUACAUCUGUAGCACAGGUAUUUACCCUAAAUGCCAAGCUUUUGCUUCUGUUCCUCCUUCCAUCUUCAAGGCUUGGAUUUGCAUUCUAGGGAGCAAAAAUACUUUACCAAGGUCUGAGUUCUGGAAGCUCUUCUUUGCCAGGUUGCUCCAAUGCAAACUGCUCUGUUCGUGCUCUGUGAUGCCUCGGGAUGUGGAGCAGCACAUGCUGUAGGGAGCACUUCCCAUCCUGGGCUGGGAGGCUGCAUAGAAGAGACUGAUUUUGGCCAGAGCUGUCAUAAGGUUCUGCCCCCUUUGAGCUGGGAGAAGUCCCCAAAACGGAUCAUCCUCUGGUAGGUCAUGUUGGGAUUUUGCCUUCUGCUUCUUGGUUUCCUUUACUCACACUAGAGAAAUGUGUUGGGAUACGGAAAUGGGGGGGGGCAUCCAGGCAGUCACUUGUUCCUGCUGCUGACUCUGGGCCUGACCUUGCAGCCUUCUCUUUCUGACUUCCCAGCUGGCUUUGGAAGGGUUCUGACCUUCAAGCUGGGGGACAAGCACCAGCAGAUGAACUGUCAGAGUGAAGGGCCUUCCAGUCCUGUCUGAAGAUCCUUGUUACUAGAAAACAGAGUGAGAUACGGAGGCAGAGCUCUUCAGGAGAUUGUUUCUGUGUGAAUGCAGCAGCCAGAGGGCUAUGGAGCCCAGAUUUGUUUCCUGAUCUGUCCCCUCCCCAUGUCUCCAGGAGCAGGCAGUAGUUGUGGUCUGACCUGCAGGAUAGGCUUGGUGUCUUGCACCCGGGUCAGGUUCAGGUGGAAGUGAACUUUCUUUUCUGUCCAGUCUCUCUGUCUGUGCUGAGGAAACUGCUUUGGGUGUAUUUGAACUAGUGAAUCUGGAAAACUUCCUGUGAAAGCCAACGGUGGGCUCAGGUUUUGUCUAAUUCAGUUGUUCAUUCAUUGCUGUUUAAACCAGUUUAAUCUUGAGCUAAACUGGUUUGAGCAUCCACACAAAACACCUGCACUGGUUUAUCUGCGCUUGCUGGGCAGAGAACACGUCCAGCAGCAGCUCAGGGAGUCAUGACCUUUAUGUGAAUUUUGCAAAUGAAUUUGCAGCAGAUACUCUCAACGCUUGGGAAUGACUGAAAAUAGCAGGGAGAUACUUCUGGAAAUGGCUUGAGCUCUAGAGGUGAGCUCAGCUGGUGCUAAUAAUGCCAAGGUCACGGGUUUGAUCCCCGUACAGACCAUUCACUUAAGAGUUUGACUCGAUGAUCCUGGUGAUUCUGUGAUUCUAAAUGGUGGUGGUGGAGUUCACAGUGUUCAGUGAGAUGGCUCAGGGGGUGGGAUGGUUUUCCUCCAGCUGUCUGCAGUAACCCAGUUUAGCACAAUUACCACAAAUGUUUGUUUUGGUGGCUGAGUCUGCUCAGCUUCACCCAGUCUGAGGGGCCAGUUCCACUCUGGACCCUGCAGCAGCCCAUGGUGGACACUGGAGCAGGGACUGAGACAUCCUGCUGCUCUAGGAGCACCAAGUUACUGAUGAAUCAAACAACACUAAAAGAGCAGGGCUGGGAGUGCUGCUCUGUGCUAAGGAAAGGCUUGGAUCUCUCAUGGCACCUCUCUGGCUGAGGGAGAGGCAAGGAGCUCCUGUGAGCAUUCCCACAGGAAAGGACUAGUUACGCCCUAUGGAGUAGUUAGGAAUAAAGGGAUGAAAAUGAAAAGACACUAAAGACAGAUUAUUGGAAGCCUCUUCAGGGAGAAGAAAUCUAUUCACCUGGGAGGAGUUUCCUAGGGGAAUGCUUUUUGAGCUUUGUCAUUGAAAGCAAGGCUGCACAGCUCCUGGAGUUCACUCCGUGGGGAACGAGGCUGCUCUGGACCUUGCUGAGAGAAAAGGGACUGGAUGUAGGGGUGGGAAAAGCCAGUCCUGCCCAGAAGAUCUUCCUCCCCAUUCUCCCAUUCCUCAGCAGCACCAAACCCUUCCCAGCACUGCAGUAUAUCCAUCAGCCAGGUUCCAACAAGGACGGAGUUGGCGGAUUAAAAACACCAGUUGAGGAGCAAAUGUCUUGUCAGCCCUUGCACUGCCGAGGUGGAGAAUCAGGCUGGGGGACAGUGUUCAAUGUUUUGCUGCUUCUGCUGUGCGUUUUCUGUGCUACACAAUGGUCUUGAAUCUGUGGGAUCCAUUGGGAACGCCCAGAACCAUCGGCUGAGCCCCAGUGUCCCAUAUCAGGUAUCUCUGAAGCUGUCACUCUGUAGCAAUAAGAUCUCCCUGUUCCCGCUGCGUGGGACCUGUCCCCGUGCCACAGGUCACCAUCUUCCUGGGGCUUCUGAAGUGUCACUGAGCAAACAGUAAAGCCCAGCCCAGCUCUUCUGGAACAGCCCUCAGGCCUGGGGGAGAGUCUGCCUACGCUAGGCCAGAAAUGGUGAACCAAUGACAGUGGGUUGCCCUGAAAUUUAAUUUUAUCUACUGAAUGUUUGUGUGAUUUCCACUUCAUUUCAGUUCUAGUUUGGCUGGUUAGUUGUGUUUUUACUCUUGCUGUUACAGAGUCCUUUGUUUAUAACUUGAGGGAGUUUUGCUCGCAUGUACAAUGGUGUAUCCAUAGACCCUUGGGGUUUCCUGAUCUGUAGGCAGCUGAGUUGGAAUUUUUUAGAGUAUCUUCUAAAAUGAGGCUCUAAAUGGCUCAUUGAUGCACAACAUCAGCCAGUGAGUGGCAGGAUUUGACUGGCAGGAUUUUCUUCUCCCGUCGCUGUGGCAUCACUGACAGUGGGACCCGGGUAAGCAGCACAGCCUUAAUGUUGGGUAUAUUUUAGGGUGGAGUUGAUGACCACAGGCAUGUCCAACCCUUGCUUUUUACAGCCAAAGUUCCUUAAAAAGACAUUGCCAGCCUCAUCAGCCUUGAAUCCUUGUUCCCAUCUCUUGGGGGUUCUGGUGGUGGUUCUCUGCAGUGUCUGUGCAUAGGGUGGGAUUUUUUUUCCAGUGGGCUGUGGGUGGAGAGGAGGGAAUAUUUUCCCCCUGCUGUCUAUGGAGAAGGAUCUUUCCACUCAAGGGAGGAGGUAUGUGUUCUGGAAGGAGCAACAGUCUGUUUUCCAUGGUCCCUUGAAACUUAGUGGGACUUUAACGUUAUUUUCUUUAAUUCUUUAAAAGGAAAACUGGUAGUGGAUGAACUGAACCCUUGGUGGCAGGUGACAGGUCCCGGAGUAGCACACACCACCCAGGCCGUGAUGAUUGUGGUCCACGCCGUAGCCAGACAGUGUCAUGGUGACAAACCCAACCGUGGGAGAUCCUUGUUUGCAGCCAGUCUGAAAGGAGAAGCUGUUCCUCGCCCGUACGUCCGUUUUCCCAAACCUCCUCUGGAGGGGCUGAAUUCUUGUUGUUUCAUCAAGCAAAGAUUAACUUCUCCUGUCCCUCUCGCCCUCCCUCCCUCAGUAACUCGUGUGCAUUUCCCUCCUUUCUGUAGAUGCAGAUGUUCUAGGCAAUACCACAGACGCGCCCGUGGCCCCGCCCGUGAGCGCACUCAUGUCAUCUUAAAAAAUACAAAAAAAAAAUAUACAAAAAAUAUACAAAAAAUAUCUUUUUUAGGCCAGAGUUUUCUACAGGUAUUAAUGAAUAUUUUUCUUAAUCCUUAUAAGUUUUAUGUGUUUAAUAUUUCUUAAUACCGGUAGCAUUAAUUUAUACUUUUGUAGCAACACAAUAUUUUUAUAAACCGCCACCGCUGGCUUUGUCUUCAUAACGGGAAACGUGCGGGCAGCUGGCCCCGCGCUGUACCAUGUACUGUAUUUAAAAGGUUAUCUAAUGUCACACUUGCUGUGUUAAUAAACAAAACAAAACCUGUUUGAAGUCUCAUGUAUUGUUGGUGUGGAUCAAAUGACUCACUAGAGAGCAAUAUUGCACGGGGUUGAGUUGCUGAUUUUCAUUGUGAUAUACAAACGCUUGAGGCCAACUCAAGUUCUGAGGUUGUUUUUUUUUUUCUUUUUAGGAUUUUGUUUUGGUUUUUGGUUUGUUUUGUUGGGUUUUUUUUACAGCUAAAUGAAUUCAGUGCUGUUUGAAACUUAGACUGACGUCAAAUGAAAAGGAUUAUUAUAGAAAAAAAAAUCAAGGUGUUUUAAAUGUUGCUGUUUUUACAAGUCUGUUGCUGUCUGAAUGGAAAUAUUCCACAGGAGAGAAGGAAUAGUUCCACUUAGCUUCCAAAGGGGCCGAGCGCUCCAGGCCAGAGCUCGGUUAUUUGGAAAUACCUUAGAGACAUGUUUCUGCAACAUUCUUUUCAGAGUUGAUGCCAAGGCAGAAGACAAACUGUAACUGUAAGAAAGCAUCCGUUGCUUGAGGAUUUUCAUGUCAGUGUUGUAUUUAUGGUUUUACAAUAAAACAACCUUUAGG